Colletotrichum spaethianum is the source of this 741-nucleotide messenger RNA. RefSeq lists its product as uncharacterized. Bases 1 to 741 code for a protein of 246 amino acids. The record is from RefSeq and is a predicted model, not a curated record. The transcript is spliced from 2 exons. NCBI's taxonomy places the organism in Eukaryota, Fungi, Ascomycota, Sordariomycetes, Glomerellales, Glomerellaceae.
AUGAGCACCGAAAAUGAACCAGCCAGCUCUAAUGCGGCACCCUACAGCUUCACUCUCAAGGAUCUGACAGCGUCCACAUGGGUAGAUCACUCUCUUGGCAGAACGGCUUACGGUAUGAAGAAUUCAGGCUUCCAUCGCUGGGGAUUCGUCAUUUACAGGACAACGUACAACGAUGACACGGCUUGCGAACGCUACCUCGAGGCGCUGAAGCUUACUGUACGAUGCAUUCUUGCAGACGAAGGAGGCGACGUGCUUCUUGAGCAGUACAUGGACUGGCUGGUAAUCUCUGAUCAGGCCAUGCUUGAUGGAGCGUCUAAGGCCGACGUACGAAAGCACUUCAGAUCCUGGUGCGCAGCCCGCAGCAAAGAGCGCGAUGGUCCCGGCGCCACUAGAUCUAAGACCAAACGGCUGCCGCGAUUCAGGCACUGUGUGUAUGUAGACCAGAAAUGCCUCGAUACGCUGGCCGCGUUGCCAGCCAACCAAGAUGAUGACCUGGGUGAACUUUCCAAUGUCGUGGCCGUAGUCAUUGAUGGCGCUUUCGACAAGAGGACUCCUGGGGACGAUGAGGGCUCGUACCCCGACAUCGAGGGCUGCACUGAGCGCUACGUGGGCUGGAGGUAUGAGGGCAUUGACAUGCUAGUCCAUACGUACGAAGAGUCCCAUAAUUACCCUUUGAGCCACAUCGACUACAAGCGGCCGCCUCUCAUCUCGCCGAACGGAUUGAGUUCAAUGCCUGCCUGA